Molecule: messenger RNA, 1458 nt
Organism: Lodderomyces pseudojiufengensis
Lineage: Eukaryota; Fungi; Ascomycota; Pichiomycetes; Serinales; Debaryomycetaceae
Gene: IPL1
Product: aurora kinase
Exons: 1
Coding region: 1-1458 (485 amino acids)
Biological process (GO): mitotic spindle organization; protein phosphorylation; regulation of cytokinesis
Cellular component (GO): spindle midzone; spindle pole centrosome; spindle microtubule
Molecular function (GO): protein kinase activity; ATP binding
Source: RefSeq, a predicted model, not a curated record
AUGAGUCUACUAAACAAAACGUUAUAUAACAAUGAUAUGCGUAAUGAAGAAAAUAUCAAAUCAGAUAGGCAACCGUUGUCCAAACUAUCUAACAAUACUACGAAUUACAACCAUCAUUUCAAUCAUCAACAAUUUGAUUCAUUUAAAAUAACUAAAUUAAAACCUAAUACAACAACAUCAGCUAAAAGGAAAAGUUAUAAAUUAGAUUCAAAUCCAUACCUGAUUAAUAGAAGAUCAAUUAAUGAAAUGACAUCACCUACUCCUUUAAGAAAUCAUUUAACUAGUAUUCAUAAUGAAUUAUCAAAUAUUACACCAAUUAAUAAUGAUAGAAAUGGAAUUAUGCUAAAUAAUUCUUCAUCACCUUUUAUUGAGUCUCCUACUGAUCAAAAUAGGAGGAUUCAGAGUAAAGCAAGAAUUCAACAACAACAAAAUCUACAAAAUCAAAAUCAAAAUCAGCAUCACAACCAACAUAAUCAACAUCAACUACAGAAGAAUCUAGCACCACCCCCGACUCUAAAACCAUUAAAUUUACACACACAAUUUAAAACCAAACAAUCAACAACAACCGCAGAAUCAUCCCCACUUUUCAAUAUCCCAGAAUCAAAAUUUGAAGAUUUUGAAUUAGGUAAAAUAUUAGGUAAAGGCAAACUAGGAAAAGUUUAUUGUGCAAAACAUAAACAAACAGGAUACCCAAUAGCAUUAAAAAUAAUGUCCAAAAAAGAAUUAAAAGAAAUGAAAUUAGAAAAAAAUUUUAAAAGAGAAAUUGAAAUUCAAUCAAGCUUAUAUCAUUUAAAUAUAACAAAUUUAUAUACAUGGUUUCAUGAUGCCAUAAAUGUUUAUUUAGUAUUAGAAUUUAGUAUAUAUGGAGAAUUAUAUCAAUCCCUAAAGAUUCAAAAAAAAUUUAAUAAUGUUUUAGCAAGUUAUUAUAUUUAUCAAAUUGUUUUAGCUUUGAAAUAUUUACAUAAUAAACAUAUUAUUCAUAGAGAUUUAAAACCUGAAAAUAUAAUGUUAAAUAUGAAUAAUAUUGUUAAAUUAAGUGAUUUUGGUUGGUCUGUAUAUACAAAAUCUAAACAACAAAAAUUUGAACAGCAAACAAUUGAAGAGAAUGAUAAUAAUAAAAGAAAUACUAUAUGUGGAACAAUGGAUUAUUUACCACCAGAAAUGAUUGAACAAAAACCACAUGAUUUUAAAGUAGAUAAUUGGGCAUUAGGUGUAUUAAUUUAUGAAUUUUUAAUAGGAAAACCACCAUUUGAAGAAAAUGAUAAAAAUGCAACAUACAAGAGAAUUUUAAAAGUUGAUUUAAAAUUUCCAACAACAACAAAAUUAGAUAAUGAUGCUAUUGAUUUAAUAACGAGGUUAUUAAAAUUUAAUCCUCAUGAAAGAUUGGAAUUAGAUUUAGUUUUACAACAUCCUUGGAUUUUAAAAAAUUCUAAAAAAUGGCAAUAUUUAAAAGAAUAA